AUGGAGAGUAAAGUAAAGGAAUCUGUGUUAAGUUCGGGUUAUAGUGAGAAACAUAAAAGAAUUAGGGAAAAAGCCUUAAAAGAGGCUAGUUUUGGGGUAGUAAUGGGUAAUGAAUCUUGUGAUCAAGACUCAUUUGUAGGUGCGCAUAUUCUGGGGGUGGUGGAGGAGAGAGUUCCGGUGGUUAAUUUGCAGAGAGAAAUAUUUCAGCAUAAACGGGACUUGAUGGUACUGGCGGAAAUGAUGGGUUUGGGGUUGGAUGACUUGGUUUUUCUGGAGAAGCGAGAGAGUGGUUGGGUGCUGGUUUGUGGUCAGAUGUGUGUUAGAGUGGCGGAUGUGCAAGUUUCAGCGACAAUUAUUGAUCAUAACUUGCCGAAUAAGGAGUUGUUGGCUAUGAAAGGAUUUCGGGUCGAUCGGGUGAUUGAUCACCAUCCGAUUUUAGAAAUGAAUGCGAUGUACACUCAGUUGGAUAAGUUACAAAUUGAGUUGAAGGCUGGAUCUUGUUGUUCUUUGAUUUAUAAGGAAAUCAAGAGUAGACAUGGUCAGGAAAUAGUAAGUAAGCCUGGGGAGUAUAGGUUUUUAGUACUGUUAUCUCUGCCGGUUUUAACUGAUACAUCAGAACUAUCCGAUCGCACGCAUGAUGUGGAUAGGUGUGCAGUUAAGGAAUUGGUAGAACUAGGUGGAGUGACUAGGGAAGAUGUGAAUGCAUUGUACCAUUUACUGAAGAAGGAGAAGCGGAAUAUUGAUGGGGCACCUACGGCGGUGAUUUUACAAAUGGACUUUAAGACCUUUGAGUUUCCUCCUAACUGUGCUGGAAAGGUCUUUGGUAUCUCUUCAGCUAAGUAUCCCUUUGAUAAUUGGGUAGCUCGGGAAGGAGAUAAGUUCUUGCCGGAAAUCAAGAAGUUUGCUACGGCUCGGCAUCAUGAAUUCUUUCUUAUCAACAACCAUAACAAUGGCGUGCGAGAGCUUUUCCUGUUGGGAAAUCCAGGACCUGACUUUGUCCAGGAAGUUAUGUUUGCUGGUGGACCAGUCAAUCAGCGUGAAGUAGCACCCGGUGUUGUGGUUUACACUGUUGAGGGUACUUUAAGUCGUAAGCUGAUUGCUCCACGCAUUUACACCUACUUAAGCAAGCACUGUCCCAACACCAAAUAG
This is a messenger RNA of Nematocida homosporus, 1149 nucleotides long. Its product is annotated as exopolyphosphatase. Bases 1 to 1149 code for a protein of 382 amino acids. Gene Ontology annotation, molecular function: exopolyphosphatase activity. The transcript has a single exon. The record is from RefSeq and is a predicted model, not a curated record. Lineage: Eukaryota; Fungi; Microsporidia. Gene Ontology annotation, cellular component: cytoplasm.